GACGUGUGACGCACGUUUUGUUGUGGCGCGCGCCAAACACGGCAGCAUCACCCGUCUGGCGGAAAGUGCUUGAAACUACACAAACUCAUCGUGAACCGCGCACGGAGCUCAGCUCACGGCGAACUGGACACAUGGCGUCGACGAAUAAAGCAGCAGGACAGAGCAGGAAUCUACCGUGGGUUGAAAAAUACAGACCACAGAGACUCGAUGAUCUGAUCUCGCACAAAGAUAUUUUAACCACCAUCCAGAGGUUUAUCAGCGAGGACAAGCUCCCUCACCUCUUGUUCUACGGACCCCCCGGAACGGGCAAGACCUCCACCAUCCUCGCCUGCGCCCGCCAGCUCUACGGGGACAAAGAGUUCAACUCCAUGGUGUUGGAGCUGAACGCAUCAGACGACAGAGGUAUCGAUGUCGUGCGAGGACCCGUUCUGAGUUUUGCCAGCACGCGAACCAUCUUCAAGAAGGGCUUCAAGUUGGUGAUACUGGACGAGGCCGAUGCCAUGACCCAGGACGCCCAGAAUGCAUUGCGGCGAGUGAUCGAGAAGUUCACAGAAAACACCCGCUUCUGUCUGAUCUGCAACUACCUGUCCAAGAUCAUCCCGGCCCUCCAGUCCCGCUGCACCAGGUUCCGCUUCGGCCCGCUGUCCCCGGACCAGAUGAUCCCCCGGCUGGAGCAUGUGAUCCAGCAGGAGAGUAUUGACGUAUCUCCAGAUGGAAUGAAGGCCAUUGUGACCUUAUCAUCAGGUGACAUGAGGAGAUCUCUCAACAUCCUGCAGAGCACCAGCAUGGCGUAUGGGAAGGUGACGGAGGACGCGGUCUACACCUGCACGGGUCACCCCCUCCGCUCGGACAUCGCCAACAUCCUCGACUGGUCCCUCAACAAAGACUUCACUGCGGCGUACAACCAAAUCCUUCAGCUGAAGACUCUGAAAGGUUUGGCCCUGCAUGACAUUCUCACCGAGGUCCACUUGCUCAUACACAGAGUGGACUUUCCUCCAGACAUUCGGAUCGGUCUGCUCAUCAAGCUAGCCGACAUUGAACAUCGACUCGCCUCCGGGACCGACGAGAAGAUCCAGCUUAGCUCCAUGGUUGCGGCCUUCCAGGCAGUGAGAGACCUGGUGGUCAGCGAGGCCUCGUAGACAACAAGUCACCCGCUUUGACCACCUCCACGACAGAAUUCACUCGCUCUUAAAUGAUGUGAAGAGAAAGAAACAUUCCAUGAUUCAUACGUGGCAAGUUUUGAAAACAAGCGGACCAAACGGCCACAUCCAGAACUCCGCUCCUUUUAUUUCUUUCUCUCCUGCCGUCGUCAAUGUAACUAAAACCUUUAAAACAGCUCGGCCAAUGUCCUGCAAGGUUCCUUUCUGUAAGAGUGUAUGAAUAAGGUGGAUCUCUGCUUUCCAGUCAAACCGGGGUCAUUUCACUGAUAAGAGAUCUGCAGUCUGUUUGUUUUUUUGGCAGAAGACAGAUGUCCUCAGUUUUCCCACUGUACGACUGCCCGGCACCGCUCCACGGCGCGGCAGAUAAGACAGAUGCUCGCAGAUAACGGAGUCACUGAAAAUGGAAAACAGUUGAUUUGUGGACGAUUCCGUCCUGUGGGCCGAUUAUCAGUGUAGAAUAAACAAGUUAUGAAUAAAAGAAAAAAUUCUGAGACAUGUUAAAUGUUUGCAUCUGUUUAAUAAAAGUAUUUCCUAUAA
Messenger RNA from Scophthalmus maximus (turbot), 1697 nucleotides. RefSeq names its product replication factor C (activator 1) 5 (gene rfc5). Lineage: Eukaryota; Metazoa; Chordata; Actinopteri; Pleuronectiformes; Scophthalmidae. The transcript is spliced from 11 exons. The coding region runs from base 132 to 1139 and encodes 335 amino acids. Gene Ontology annotation, biological process: DNA repair; DNA-templated DNA replication. Gene Ontology annotation, molecular function: ATP binding; DNA clamp loader activity; DNA binding. The record is from RefSeq and is a predicted model, not a curated record. Gene Ontology annotation, cellular component: nucleus; DNA replication factor C complex.